CAACUCGUACAUCGGUCAACUCGGUCCACCACCGGUUCACUACCAAUCAAUACGCCACCGGCUCGUCGAAUCCAAACCCGGUUCUUCGAUUUUCCGACUGAGCAACCCCCCAAAACGGCGUAGUUUUUUGUUUCGGUAUGACGUCUGGGACGAGGCUUCCGACAUGGAAGGAGAGAGAGAACAACAAGCGGAGGGAGAGGCGGCGACGAGCGAUCGGCGCGAAGAUCUUCGCUGGACUGAGGAUGUACGGUAACUAUAAGUUGCCCAAGCACUGUGACAACAACGAGGUCUUGAAGGCUUUGUGUAACGAAGCUGGGUGGAUUGUUGAAGAAGAUGGUACUACCUAUAGAAAGAUUAACAGUGGCCAGUAUAAGAAGGAAAAUGUCCAGACUGGAUGCAAACCAGUGGAACGUACUGAUAUUAUGGGUGGUUCAGCAUCAGCCAGCCCAUGCUCAUCAUAUCAGCCAAGUCCAUGUGCAUCUUACAACCCAAGCCCCACAACAUCGUCCUUUCCUAGUCCAAUCUCAUCCCAUUAUGCUGUCAAUUCCAAUAAUAAUGCUGAUCCUAAUUCCCUCAUUCCAUGGCUUAAAAACCUGUCAUCUGGCUCAUCACCGCCUUCCUCCAAGCUUCCCCACCAUCUCUACAUAGCUGAAGGUUCUAUAAGUGCUCCUGUUACCCCGCCAUUGAGCUCUCCUACUGCCCGAACUCCCAGAAUGAAAAGUAAUUGGGAUGAUCCAACUGUUGGCCCAGCCUGGGCCAGGCAGCACUAUGCCUUCCUACCUUCUUCCACCCCACCAAGUCCUGGUCCUCAGACCCCGCCUGAUUCAGUGUGGCUUUCUGGUGCUCAAACUCCCCAGGAUGGGCCAUCAUCUCCUACAUUCAGCCUUGUCUCAUCAAACCCCUUUGCCUUCAAGGAGGCGUUAUCAGCUGCAGGGUCUCGGAUGUGGACUCCUGGGCAAAGCGGGACAUGCUCUCCAGCAGUUGCAGCUGGUUUUGACCCAACAGCUGAUGUUCCAAUGCCAGAUGUGAUUUCAGCUGAGUUUGCAUUUGGCAAUAACACCAAGGGGCUAGUGACGCCAUGGGAAGGAGAGCGGAUUCAUGAAGAAUGUGUCUCCGAUGAUCUUGAGCUUACUCUCGGGAACCCUAGCACAAGAUAGAGAGACAAGAAGUAAGGAGAGAAAAACAACCAUAUAUUAUCUAUUUGGUUCACAUCUUUCCAUUGUGCGACUUCAACUAUUGACUUCUUACUGUGUUGAUACUUCUGAAUUUGAGUUGGUCUGGGUGGCAAAUCCCAGCGAAGUUUAAAACCCAGUAUAGGGUUUGCUCUUUCUUUCAGUUUUUUUUUUUUUAAAUACACAGUAAAAUUAUAAAUAGUCCAUGUGGUGUUUUUUUUUUUGGCACCUUUUUUCAGGAAUGUUUUCUUUUAUUUUCUUGAGGUUUUUUUCAUUUUCCCUCAAAAUUUUCCAUUGCAGCACGGAGAACGAAUAUUGAUUGCGUGGUUUUUUUUUUUUUUGGGAAAUUGAAAUGAAUUUU
Ilex paraguariensis (yerba mate) is the source of this 1533-nucleotide messenger RNA. The record is from the annotation of a GenBank genome assembly. NCBI's taxonomy places the organism in Eukaryota, Viridiplantae, Streptophyta, Magnoliopsida, Aquifoliales, Aquifoliaceae.